GAACAAAACUAAAGUGCAGCGUCUUUUCGUGAUGAUGUCUUCCAAGAUCCACCGUUCUGUCCUGCCGACCGCUUCACGACGCUUCUUCCACUCGGAGGUGCACAACAAGGAGCUUAUCCAGUCCGGGGGACUGAUCAAUGGCAAAUGGGUCGAGGCUCACUCCAACAAGCACUUCGCAGUGAUCGAUCCUUCCACCAACACGGAGAUUGCGCGUGUCGCCAACAUGGGCCGCGUCGAGACCAACGAAGCCAUUGCAGCCGCACUGGCAGCUCAGAAGAAAUGGCGCAAAACCACGCCAGCGUCCCGCUCCGUGCUGCUCAAGAAAUGGCAUGCGGCCAUCGUGGCCAGCACGGAGGACCUGGCUGUCAUCGCCUCCGUUGAGAGCGGCAAACCACUACCUGAAGCCAAGGGAGAAGUGGCUUACGCUGCCGGCUUCAUCGACUUCUACGCGCACGAGAUUAUGCACUCGAGCGGUUUUUUGCCCUCCUCGUCAGCACCUGACCACAAGAUCAUGGCCAUUAAAGAACCCGUGGGCGUAUGCGGCAUCAUCACGCCUUGGAAUUUCCCGCUCGCCAUGAUCACUCGUAAGCUAGGCCCAUGUCUGGCGGCCGGUUGCACAGCCGUGGUGAAGCCAGCGGCUGAGACGCCGCUGUCCGCCUUGGCACUGGCCAAGUUGGCCGAAGACGUCGGUAUUCCGGCUGGUGUCAUCAACGUGGUGCCGUCUCCCAAUGGCAAGGCGGCCGAGGUCGGUGGGGCUCUGACCAGUAGCCACGACAUCCGCAAGAUUUCAUUCACAGGCUCCACACGUGUCGGCAAGCUGCUGAUGGAGCAGUCAGCCGAGACUGUCAAGCGCGUGUCGCUCGAGCUUGGAGGCAAUGCCCCGUUCAUUGUGUUCGAAGACGCCGACAUUGACAAGGCACUGGAUGGACUGAUGGACUCCAAGUUCCGCAACACCGGCCAGACGUGCGUGUGCAGCAACCGCAUCUUCAUUCACGUUAACAUCUACGACGAAUUCGCAGCCAAACUCGUAGAGCGUGUCAAGAAGCUCAAGAUGGGCCCACCUCGGGAGGAAGGCGUGAAGCUCGGCCCACUGAUUGGCCCCAACGCCUUCCUGAAGACGUCGGAGCUGGUGGAAGAUGCGGUCACGAACGGGGCAACGGCUCUUGUUGGUGGUAAGCCCAGUGACAUCGGACGCAAUUUCUUCGAGGCAACUGUGCUGGCCCACGUCGAUAACACGAUGCGUGUGUGGAGCGAGGAAAUUUUCGGGCCUGUUGUCCCGCUAUUCAAGUUCUCUACGGAGGAGGAGGUAAUCAAGAUGGCCAACGGAACGGAGGCUGGCCUCGCAGGCUACUUUUUCUCGCAGAAUCUGUCUCGCACUUGGCGUGUUGCUGCCGCUUUGGAUUGCGGUAUGAUCGGAGUCAACACGGGUGUCAUCUCGAACGUGCAAGCUCCGUUCGGCGGUGUGAAGCAAUCUGGGCUUGGACGUGAGGGUUCAUUUAUGGGCCUGGAAGAGUACCAGGAAACGAAAAUGGUUUGUGUGGGUGGACUGGAUUAAGUUACCAAGGCGAUACUCACUAGGAUUUCUGAGUAGCUGUAGUAGCGAAUAAAGCAAUCGUUGUCA
This is a messenger RNA of Phytophthora infestans T30-4, 1621 nucleotides long. RefSeq names its product succinate semialdehyde dehydrogenase, mitochondrial precursor. The transcript has a single exon. The record is from RefSeq and is a predicted model, not a curated record. The coding region runs from base 32 to 1555 and encodes 507 amino acids. Gene Ontology annotation, molecular function: succinate-semialdehyde dehydrogenase (NAD+) activity. NCBI's taxonomy places the organism in Eukaryota, Oomycota, Peronosporomycetes, Peronosporales, Peronosporaceae.